GGAGAGUGUGUGAUUGCGAGAGUGUGUGUUUGGGGAUAGAUGAUGAGGACGACUAAAGUAACUUUGUUUUUGUAUUCGAAAAGAUGGUGAGGACAUCUCCCAACAUCAGCUUCUCAACUCUGCACAGUGUGGAGACGCUCACCUUCUGCAGGUAGGAGGAAGCCGUGGUGAUUUAUUCCUGUUAUUAUUAUUAUUAUGCGCUGAGAGUCCGAGAGCAUGCACACGGGAAAAUCGGAAGUGCGCAUCCACUCGAAGUGCGCGGCGCUCCUGGGAAUGCUCGGACACCAGCACGCUGCGGACUUCGCCGAGCUCACGGAUCUGUGCUGGAAAGCGGACGAGCGCGUCGAGGGCGGAUUGGACACAGAUCUCCUCCGUGCUCCGAAAACAGCUCAGGAGAAGGUGCGUCCAAGUAGAUCACGCACGUCAAGCUUCUGCAUGGCUCCGGGACAAGGGCCAGGACAGGGACAAGGACAAGCAAACAUCAGUCGUGUCUUGUUGUGCCCCGAGAAGGAUGGAGGGAGCGAGUUAUCAGCAGAGGACUGCGCUUUACUGCGCUGUGGACUAAACCCUCCGGCUCUUUCUGCAUCUCAGUACAACCAGAGAGCACACUGUGAUGCAGACUCCAGGUCUUCAUCCUUUCAGCAGGAUCUAGGCUACAUCGUCAAGCAAGAGGAAUCGCUCACUUUUAAGCCUUCAUCGGAUUCGUCCGAGUUCUCUCCAGAGGCGGACACUGCAGUGUCCUCAGCCCUAUCAGCGCCGUCCGUGGCGUAUGCUUUUAAUAAUGAACACAACUCCUCCCUUUCUCCUGGCAUGUCUCGUCAUUCGGCGCUCGCGCUGAACUCUGGUUCUUUGAAGAGACACUGUCUGUCCGGCUGGAUCAACGCCACCGCCCGGAUUUCAUCAUGCGCCAACGGCGUUGUUGAGCACCCAAACCCGUCUCCUCCUGCCUGCCUCCUGUCGUCUUCUUCGUCCUCGUCCACGUCGUCUGUGUCAUCGUCGCUUUGCGAGGAGCCCGCACCCAUGCACACACCAGCACCCGACAACGUGAACCUGCUCCUGCAACCACAGCGGACAUUUCUAAAACAGGAGCCUCUGGAUGACUUUUCACACUCUGAGGACGAUCUGUUUCAGCACCAGUACCAACACCAUCAUCACCACCACCAGCAGCAGCAACAGCAACAGCAGAUCUCGUGCCCACUUCAUACCCCAAUGCCCCCUCCCUACCCCCUGCACCAAUAUGGCUCUGGGAACAGUGCCCAGCUCCACCUCCAGAACCGGCAGGAGCCGGUAAGUGCAGUGCAAGGACGAGGGGAAGACGGCGGCGUGGUGUUUGUGGACAAGCAAACGUGCCGGUGGAUCGACUGCAGCGCGGCGUACGAGCAGCAGGAGGAGCUGGUAAGGCACAUCGAGAAAGUCCACAUUGACCAGAGGAAGGGCGAGGACUUCACCUGCUUCUGGGCCGGUUGCAUCCGCCGCUACAAACCCUUCAACGCCCGCUACAAACUGCUCAUCCACAUGAGAGUACACUCCGGAGAGAAACCCAACAAGUGCAUGUUUGAGGGCUGUAAUAAAGCGUUCUCUCGUCUGGAGAACCUGAAGAUCCACUUGCGCAGUCACACCGGUGAGAAGCCGUACCUGUGUCAGCACCCGGGCUGUCAGAAAGCCUUCAGCAACUCCAGCGACCGAGCCAAGCACCAGCGCACACACCUCGACACUAAGCCGUACGCGUGUCAGAUCCCUGGCUGCACGAAGCGCUACACUGAUCCCAGCUCCCUGCGCAAACACGUCAAAAUCCACUCUGCAAAAGAGCAGCAGGUGCGUAGAAAGCUGCGGACGUGUCCUCAUUUGGAACCAGAUGCUUUGAGAGACAGCGGCCUGCAUCUGCAUGGCCCUGCCCCCUCACAGCACUGUCCUGCUUCAUCUCAGCCUUGCCACACCCCGUCCCAACACCCUGUUAACGGCAAGGAUGGACGCUCUCCUACCCUGGGACAGGACAUAUUUACAGGCUUGUUCUCUGGCUCCAGCGCUGAUCUACUCUCUACCCCGCCUCACCUUCCCCCACGUCCACCCCGACUGGACCGCGAUGACAUCAUCAACACCCAGAAUCCUCCACAGCUGCCCUCAGCACCCAGAGAUGGGUUAUCUGGUCAAUUACUUUCUCCAGGACUCAGUCCACUGAAGGCUCCAUCUCCAUCAACCACACUGGUGGAGAAACAGCAAAACCUUUCAUCCACACAGCAUCACCACAAAUCCUACUCCACCUUCCACAACCUCAAUGAAGAUUAUCGAGGAAACUUCCAGAGCUGCUUCCAAUUCGGGGAUAAUUACAGAGCAGAGCAGAACAUCAACACUCACAUCCCUGCAGAUCCUCACAAUUUCAAUACUCACGCACACAAUGGCUUACACACCAGCUGCUCCAAUACAGGGUUCAGUUUGAUACCAGAGCUCGGUGGUUCUGUGUCUCAGUUCAGUCUCAGUGCAGAUGAUGGUGUCUUCUUCCAACUGGGAGCCUUCGAGCGCAGCUUGAGUCAAAUAUCCUCUGUGUACACUGAGACGUAGAGCAUCAGUCCAUCACUCUAUCACUCUGACACAUACUGUAUCACUCUGUUACUAUAUCACUCCAUCAAUCUAUUGUUCUAUAACUUUGUUACUAUAAUACUUAAUUACUAUCGUUCUAUCACUUUGUUCUUUAACUAUUCCUCUAUCACUCUGUCUCUGCAUUGUUCUGUAUACUUUCAUCACUGCUCCUUAAUUAGUCUCUCACUGCUCUUAUCUCACUCCAUCAAUGCUCAAUCACUCCAUCACAGACUCUUUAUUGAUGCUCCAUCACUCCAUUUCAGUUUCUCCAUCACCGCUCCUCUAUCACUGUUCAAUCAUCACUGCUCAUUUAUCUCUUCAUUCGUUUCUCGAUCACUGUUUCUUCAUCAAAGCUCCUCUAUCCCUCCAUCAUGUUUUCUUUAUUACUAUUUUCAUAUUACUGCAUCACUGUUUUUUCCUCACUUCUUCUCCAUCACUCCACUUUUCCUCUAUCACUCCAUCACUGCUUUACUAUCACUUUCCCUCUAUCACCCUAUCAAGCAUUUCAUUCUUUCACAGUCAUUAAGCUGUUCCUCUAUAACUCCAUUUGUGUUCUUCCAUCAUCAUUCCUUCAUCACAUCUUACAGUUGCUCCAUCAUGCUCUUGCUAUUCCUUCCUCUCGAAAUUGCUCUUGCACUUGCGACAUAAACGCUGUAAUCUCCAGAACAUUCUGCUCCAUGUUUUGUAUAAACUCAUGCUUGGUCUCCAUCCUUCAGCUGAUCGCUGUCGAGAUCAAACGUGCUUCAUAUUCAUGUCACUUCCAUUUUUUAUACUUACAGACAAUAAAAGUACAUUUUUGGGAAUAUGAGGCAGUCGGCUCACAUCUCAAAUCAGGAUCUGAUCGCUCUACUGUCUCUCUCAAUCUCUCUCCUUCUCUCUCUCUCUCUCUCUCUCUCUCUCUCUCCCCUGAAGUGUGAGAUAUAUAUCAGCUUUGUGUGUUGCUGUGUUUAUCAAUGAAUGUUUGCAGCUGUGUGUGUUGUCUUUUGAUUUUCACUCCUGUCUGUGUGUUUUUUUAUUUUAUUUUAAAUGUUAAUGGAUUUUGUUCUGUCAAUUGAACUCUCUCAGAUGUAUAAAAUGUACAGUUUGUUAAACUAUUAAUUAUUGUGUCACUAUAUCGUGUCUCGGAAGAUAAAAAUCCCUUUAAUAAUGCA
Silurus meridionalis is the source of this 3728-nucleotide messenger RNA. It is a transcript of the gene glis1b, whose product is annotated as zinc finger protein GLIS1. Gene Ontology annotation, biological process: regulation of transcription by RNA polymerase II. The record is from RefSeq and is a predicted model, not a curated record. The transcript is spliced from 11 exons. NCBI's taxonomy places the organism in Eukaryota, Metazoa, Chordata, Actinopteri, Siluriformes, Siluridae. Gene Ontology annotation, molecular function: DNA-binding transcription factor activity, RNA polymerase II-specific; RNA polymerase II cis-regulatory region sequence-specific DNA binding. Gene Ontology annotation, cellular component: nucleus. The coding region runs from base 217 to 2559 and encodes 780 amino acids.